CUCAUUCAGUCUCAGAGAACUGUUAUAGAACAGAGUGCAUUUGAAAGCAAUAAAUGUGGAGACAACUUUACCCAGAGCUCAGCUCAUAUAGUAUGUCAGAAAACACAAACUGGAAGAGAUAAAUUCUGUGAAUAUAAUGGAUGCACAAAUAUCUUCUACCAGAAAUUAGACCUUACAAUAAAUCAGAGAACUCAUACAGAAGAGAAAUUCUGCUGUUCUGGUGAAUAUGGGAGAUGCAGGAAAUACUUUCACCAAAAAGCACACCUCAUUCGGUAUCAGAGGACCCACUCAGGGGAGAAACUUGAAUGUGAAGAACGUGGGAAAUCCUUUUGUACAAGUUCACACUCUAUUCAGCAUUCUGGAGCUUAUGUGGGAUUUAAACUUUAUGAAUGUAAUGAAUGUGGGAAAACUUUCUGUCAGAAGUCAAACCUUAGUGAACAUGUAAGAAUCCACAUAAAGGAGAAAACUUAUGGUAACAAUGACUGUGGGAAGUCU
This is a messenger RNA of Carlito syrichta (Philippine tarsier), 495 nucleotides long. RefSeq names its product zinc finger protein 658B-like. The annotation marks the transcript as partial. Gene Ontology annotation, molecular function: DNA-binding transcription factor activity, RNA polymerase II-specific; RNA polymerase II cis-regulatory region sequence-specific DNA binding. The transcript has a single exon. The record is from RefSeq and is a predicted model, not a curated record. Gene Ontology annotation, biological process: regulation of transcription by RNA polymerase II. NCBI's taxonomy places the organism in Eukaryota, Metazoa, Chordata, Mammalia, Primates, Tarsiidae.